AGUGUGUGUGUGUGUACAACUCACUGCAGGAAGGCUUGUGGCUGUUGUGGUUGCGUCCAUCCUGCUGAGCUCAGGGUGGUGGCGUUGAAGGCUCCAGCUCGGCCCCCGGACGGUGACCGAAGGGACACAACUGGAUUUUGACUCACCGCAAGUUGCGCCUUCUGUCUUUUUCUGGACACGGGUCUCCCCCCAAAAUGAACGUUCGUGUCGUGGCCAUUCUGGUUUUCCUCUUGGUCGACGGAGCAGAAGCUUUGAAAGACUCGGAAGUAUGCUACAUUUUGGAUGGGAUUUUGUUCCUGUACGGGAUCAUCCUGACUAUUCUCUACUGCCGGCUUAAGUUCCAGGAUCGGAAGAAAAACAAGACUGCAGACCCUUCUGCCAUCUAUGAGAAAGUGGAAGGCAUCUAUACGGGUCUGGAUGCUCAGGAAAUGCAACCCUACAGCACGUUGCAAGCUUCGGAAAAGGCCCCGGAAGGGCUUCCUCCAAGGAAGACCCCCUCCGAAGAAUAAACACCUUGUCUUCCUACGACUUCUGGAUGCGCUUUCCGGGCCUGUCCUCUUCCCCAAAUUUCGUGUCCGGGAGAGAAACCCAGAAGAUCCGAAGGACUUUUUGGGUGGCAUUCUUUUCUGGCUCAUCAAUCCUCUUCCAGAAUAUUAAUUCUGGGCAACGCAAAAGGGUGGCUCACAAUAGGGGCUGCCUGGGAAUUCUACUGGAGCUACCCAAAUCCCCCUGAUUUUUUUUUUUUU
Messenger RNA from Pseudonaja textilis, 746 nucleotides. The record is from RefSeq and is a predicted model, not a curated record. NCBI's taxonomy places the organism in Eukaryota, Metazoa, Chordata, Lepidosauria, Squamata, Elapidae.